Messenger RNA from Liolophura sinensis, 3341 nucleotides. RefSeq names its product short transient receptor potential channel 3-like. The coding region runs from base 40 to 2529 and encodes 829 amino acids. Gene Ontology annotation, molecular function: protein binding; store-operated calcium channel activity; inositol 1,4,5 trisphosphate binding. Lineage: Eukaryota; Metazoa; Mollusca; Polyplacophora; Chitonida; Chitonidae. Gene Ontology annotation, cellular component: cation channel complex; plasma membrane. Gene Ontology annotation, biological process: calcium ion transmembrane transport; regulation of cytosolic calcium ion concentration. The transcript is spliced from 11 exons. The record is from RefSeq and is a predicted model, not a curated record.
GGUUUGGGUAUUUCGGAUUUCUUGUCAAGAAAUUUCAAGAUGUCUGCUUCAAAGGCGCCAGCGCCGGAUUCCAGGAAGGAAUUUAACAAGCGGCGGAAACUGGUGGAGGAGCGAUUACAAGCCGACUCUUCCGAGUCUGAGAGGAAAUUCUUGGACGCGGCUGAAGUGGGUGACAAGGAUGUACUGAUCGAGGUUUUGGAGACCGAGAAUGUUAGCGUGGAGGCAUUGAAUCUUUCCGGGAGAACCGCUCUAGAUCUGGCCGUUGAUGGAAAUAACAUGGAAAUCGUGGAGUAUCUGCUCCCUAAGUGUUCCCACUCCACUGUCCACAGAGCGCUCCUCUGCGCCGUUGAGAAUGAUCGCAAUGUCAUCUUUGAGAAAAUCCUGGAACACCCAAUGUAUCAGGAGGAAGGUACAGAAGUAGUCAAGGAACUACAACAGGACACCAUGUAUGAAAAUAAAACGUUUCAAAACAAGGACCCCGAGGGGGACAUUCCAAAGGAUCGCAGUUCCUUGCUGAGGGAAGCUCUCACCCUAGCUGCCAGAGAGUGUAACUUUUCCAUUGUGCGAACGCUGGUCCUUCGGGGGGCCUAUAUAGACCCGCCUCACGACUACUUCUGCCUGUGUACCCUUUGUACCACACAAAAGGCUUCCGACAUGAUGCAGUACACAAAAUUACGGUUAGACACUUUCAAAGCUCUGGCCAGCCCCGCCUAUAUCUCUAUCACGGAAAAGGACCCUAUUGUUGGCUCGUUUCAGCUGAGCUACAAGUUCCGAAAACUUUCGGAUAUUGAAAUUGAAUAUAAGCAAACCUAUCUAGAUCUAGACGAGCAGUGUCAGCAGUUCGCCAUCGAUCUGGUGGACCAGUGCCGGACAUCCAUGGAGGUGUCCAAAGUUCUGUCUGGUAAGGUGACCGGUGGGCACGGUGUGGACGAGGAUUCCGAUGGAGAGGACGAUAUGUUGCCCGUCCUCAAAUUAGCCAUGCGUCUUGAGCAGAAACGGUUUGUUGCCCACCCGGGUUGCCAAGCCCAGGUUGCACAGCUGUGGUUCAGUGGUCAACCCGCGCUGCGCUACCUCAAUAGAUUUGGCUACCUGGCAUGUGCUAUACCCGUAGGAAUGGUUGUCAUACCUCUCAUGUCACUUGUUUACCUCAUGCUUCCGUUUAGCAAGGUGGGCGAGCUAUUGAACACCCCGAUCAUGAGAUUUGUGAGUUACACUUGCUCCUACAUUUCCUUCCUGGUGUUUGUCAUGGUGGCAAAGCUCAACUACGGCAUGAGCAUGAAUGAAAUCGGAUGUAACAUCAUCAGUCCUGUACAGCAGGGCUUGUUCGGGUUUCUACUGGUCUGGCUCUUCUCGCUGAUGUGGCAGGAGAGUAAACAGAUAUUCGAGGCUGGCGGGAAGGAAUACAUUUCCUCUUUCUGGAACAUCCUGGACACAAUUAUGUUGUCCUUGUACAUGUGUACGUUUAGUUUGGAGCUGAUUGGUCCACGUGUUCUGCAGAACAUGUAUAUUCGGGAGUACGCGACGACUGGAGAACCGGAUUAUUGCGCCAAACUGAGAGAGAACUCUUUCACUUGUGAAAACAUCUACAAAGACAGACAGCCCUUAAUCGUGUGGGAGCCCAGCUGGUUGCCGGACCCGUCCCUCCUCUCCGACAUCACCUUUUCCAUCGCCGUCCUCAUGAGCAUCAGUCGCUUCUCCUUCAUCAUGCCGUCUAAUGAGCAGUUCGGCACUAUGCUGGUCAGUUUCGGUCGAACGAUGGGGGACAUCGUAAAACUCCUCUCCAUGUUUAUCCUCGUGCUCGUCGCCUUUUCUUGUGGGAUGACGGUUUUGUACGGAGCAGAGGCCUGCAACAACUCCGAGUUUGCUGGAUUAAUCGAGACGAUGCGGACACUGACGUGGGCGAUGUUUGGUAUGGGAGACAGCGCCUCGACGGAUAUAGAGGCUGAGCCUAACCCUUCCUUCCCACUUCGGCCAGAUAUCAUCGCUAACAUCGGUUCCAUCCUUUUCAUGAUAUUUGUCUUUGCAACAGCCGUGGUUCUGAUGAACUUACUUAUUGCUAUGAUGGCUAACACUUUUCAAGACAUUCAGGACGAGAGAGAAGUUGAAUGGAAAUUUGGACGCACGGAAUUAUGGUUGAAUUUUAUAGAGCCCGGAAGUGCUGUUCCUCCUCCUUUUAACAUCAUUCCGAGCACGAAAAGCAUUCUGGGCUUCUGUUCCACACUCAACAACUUUUUCUCUCCACCUCCAAAUGAAAUUGGACUGAUACAAAGAGCGGAAACGGAAAAAGUUCGAAGGGGUGUAUUGUCUCGACUCGUACGGAGAUAUGUCAGGAAGGAGGAGAGAGAUAGGCUUGAAGAAGAUGAAGGUAACUCAGACGAUCUUUUGAAACGAACCCUGGAGAGAGUCACGACUAAGCUUGAGAAACGCCUUGAUCACUUGGAUGAAGAAAUAGCUACACUUGGAGUAGAUCUUCGGAACGUUAUCGACCACCAGAAUUCAAUGACAGAGGAGUUACAGAGAGUUGUGUGAUCACGUAAACAGAUGGCAGCUAUAAUUAAAUUCCCACCAGUCAGUUUUGGUCAAGUCUUAGGGAUGUACUGAAUAUCAUGCUGUUUGUGUUGGUAUGAAGGGGUAGACCUUGAUUGUAAUGAACAGCAGAUGUAUUUCUUUAUUUGAUUUAUGUUUUACGCCGUACUCAAGAAUAUUUCACUUAUACGACGGCGGUCAGCAAUACGGUUGGAGGAAACCGAGCAGAGCCCGGAGGAAACCCACGACCACACGCAGGUUGCUGGAGGCCUUCCCACGUACAACAACAGAUGUACUCCACCGGAUUUGUAUGAUCAGGGAUCAGAUAUUACACUGUCAAGAGGGGACACCGUUCAUGUAAUGCGAAAUCCCGUUUCUAAGUGUGAGAUAUUUUUCAAAAUUCUAUCACUGACACGUGAACACGAGUCUGUAUGAAGACAAACAUUCGACAUAAAGCAUUUUUAUACCCUGUCAUGUAAGUCAUCUCACUGUCAAAUGGCUGUACUCCACAGGUUUUGCGGGAUCUAAUGCCAGGUAUCACACCAGGUAUCAAGUGCUAUACUUCAUCACUUUUCUGUAUUCAGAUGUCAGGUAUCACACUGUCAAGUGGCUGUACGUGUACUUGACAGUCUUGUGUGGUCAGAGGUCAGUUAUCACACUAUCGGGUUGCCGUAUGUGUACUUGACGGUUUUGUGUGGUCAGAGGUCAGUUAUCACACUGCAAGUGGCUGUACAUGUACUUGACGGUUUUGUGUGGCCAGAGGUCAGUUAUCACACUAUCAGGUUGCCGUAUGUGUACUUGACGGUUUUGUGUGA